This is a messenger RNA of Spea bombifrons (plains spadefoot toad), 2258 nucleotides long. RefSeq names its product transmembrane protein 151B. The coding region runs from base 416 to 1936 and encodes 506 amino acids. Lineage: Eukaryota; Metazoa; Chordata; Amphibia; Anura; Pelobatidae. The transcript has 2 exons. The record is from RefSeq and is a predicted model, not a curated record.
CCUGUGAUUAGCAUUUAGCUGUCUCUUGCUUGCUUCUGUGCUUCAUUGAAGUUACCUUCAUCCCUGCAGUAAACAGCAGGCUGCCGGGCUACUUUAUACAUAGUGCCCUUUCUGCUCCUGCAGAUAAGGUGACCCCUUACAGCAUCCCAUUGAGGCUGUGUAAUGGAAGGGGUUGUGCCUUUUCUCCCCUUCUCUCUGCAUGUGGACUGCAGGAGGGGGAGAGUCAGGGAGUGGAGAAGAUGUGGAGAACCUGCUUUAUCUGUGGGACUGAUGGUCUGAGCUAGUAGGUAUGGGGUGCAGUCUGCAGCAUUGGCUGAGAGAUCCCUGUUCCAAGUAAUGCUUCAUCUCCUGGAGAACAAGGACUUUCAGGCACACACCAACAGCCGGGUGACCUGGACAAAUAGAAUGGCAAAGAAUGUCUGCUGAAGUAGAAAGUGAAGCAGCUGCUGAGACCCCUGCAGAGACCCCAGGUGCAAACCCAAGUACUACAGAUGUGGAUGUCACGGAGCAGCAACUUCCAGAAAAGCAGUCUCUGAGUGCAUCUAUGUGCCGGGAGUCCCACUGGAAAUGCCUUCUUUUGUCCAUCCUCAUGUUUGUUUGUCUUGGGGCAGUGACCUGGUGUCAGGUAACCCGUGUGACCAAGCUCAGCUUUGAUAGCUCUCUAAAAGGGAGAUCUAUGAUCUACCAUGGCAGUCCUUGCUCUGAUGGAUAUGUGUACAUCCCCUUGGCCUUCCUUGCUAUGCUUUAUGUAGUCUACUUGGUGGAAUGUUGGCACUGCCAUGCUAAGAGUGAACUCCAGCAUAAGGCUGAUGUGAGCAGCGUUUAUGACCAGAUACAGCGUAUGCGUCAAGCUACACCUUGCAUUUGGUGGAAGGCAAUAAGUUAUCACUUUGUUAGACGUACUAGGCAAGUCACCCGAUACCGUCAUGGUGAUGCCUACACAACCACUCAGGUCUACCACGAGAGGGUUAACACUCAUGUGGCCGAAGCAGAGUUUGAAUAUUCCCAUUGUGGUAUUAAAGACAUCUCCAAAGAUUUGUUGGAUCUGGAUCGCCAUCCAGCCACCAAAUUGAAGUUCACCAAGUGCUUCAGCUUUGCCAACUUGGAGUCGGAGAACUCCUACCUUACCCAGCGUGCCCGCUUCUUCACGGAAAUUGAAGGACUGGAUGAUUAUAUGGAAGCAAGGGAAGGGAUGCAGCUUAAAAAUGUUGACUUCAAGGAAUUAGUUGUUGCUUAUGUGGACCUAGAACGACUGCCUUGGUAUGUUUCUCACUACGCCUUUUGGGCUUCUGCACUCCUCAUGCUGUCCUGGCCGCUGAGAGUUUUUAUUGAAUAUCGAACUGCUCAUGUUCACUAUCAUAUUGAAAAGUUGCUAGGGCUGGAAUAUAGGGCCCCUGCAGCAUCAGAUGAACCCAUAUACAGAUUCAGGAUGCCGAGGGUUAGCACCUUGGACAGCACAGAGCUUGAGUGGCAUAUCUGUACUAACCGACAGUUGAUUCCUAGUUACUCUGAAGCAGUGUUAAUGGACCUCACCGAUUCAUCGAUAUGUAAUGGCUACUCUUCCUGUGGUGUUUUGCGUGGUUGUGAAGGCUGCAACAGAGCCUCCAGCAGUUCUUCUAUCUUUUCCCGUCACGCCAUGCAUAGCUGCAGUGGGGGUCCUUCUCACCUCUCCCUCAGCACCAGCCGCUUCUCCCUCUGUCAGUUACAUGGAUCCCACAGGACAGGACUCUGGAGAAGUCGUAGUAGUAGUUUGGCAGAGAGAGCUUGCCAAGACGACCAUUGCUGUUCUUCUUCUAGCCAGUUGGCCAUCAACGAAAACCCACCAACUUACCAUGAUGCCCGAUUCUUUCCUGUGCUUAUAGUACAUCGUCAAGAAGGGUGUCGAGGCAGGAACUUAUGCAUUCAUCGUUCGUCUUGCAUGGAGACAUCCUUGUGAUACAAUAUUCACAAUGUCUUUUUGUUGUAACCCCACUAAGUAGUUGAGCAAGUUGGCAUUUAAACUGUGUGACAUCAUAUCUACAGGAAAUGUCUGUAGAUGACAAAGCCAGAGGCAUGUUGAGAUAACUAACGAAAUUACUAUACCUUGUAAGCCAAGAUCUCCAGGGCCUAACUAAUACAUUAAAUAUUUCCAUUGUAUUUAAAUGAAAAGAGAAUGUAAUAAAUCAAUAUAAUCUAGGACAAGUGGAUGUAACUGUGACAUGUAAUAUACUGCAGUGUACAUCCAUAUGUUAAUAAAUCAAAUAAUGACAAUAGAUAAA